UCAAAUAAUACUAUAAUUUCGGUCUCGCUAAAAGGUUUCGCUGCACCAAAAUACUCAAAUCACACAAACAGAAAAAUGGCACGGACACAGUUAUGAAUAUUUCCGAAAGAGCGAUCGGCUUCUCUCUAACUCCCCCCAACUCCAGCGAUCUCGAGUUCGUCCCCAACAAUGCGGCGGUGAUCGACGUCUUUCUAGGUACCGUUGGUCAUGGCGGAUUCGAUUUCCCCAGGAAGGUUGUAGGAUACGAAAGCUCGACGGAAAAUACGAACGGCAACGAUCUGUCAGCGGAAUCAUCGCCGCCGUUUGGAUCACUGGCGGAGUCAAAAUCUAUAAAGAGAAUGCCUGGGGUUAGGAGAUUGAAAAAGGAGUUGGAGGAUUUCCCGCCUUUUUUGUCUACACUGGAUAGAAGUGGAAGGCCGAGAUUUACUCUUAUUAAAUUGAGAAGUAAUGGAAGGUUGAUGAUCGCUCUGGCGAGGAGCGAUAGGCCUGUGAUUGUACGGAGUUAUGGAAGAGAUGGUGGAUUGAUACUGGAGAUGGUUAACUGGAAGCAACAAUGUAACGGCGACAGCGGAGACAAUGAAGAAAUCGUUGAAGAAAGGGAAGACAGAGAUUGUUAGUGUUUGGACAUAGGAGAAGAAUGAUAUGGAUUCGGGAUAGAAUAACAUUUUAGCAGAAUUACUGGUUAAAACUUACUGGAGAAGUAUUAAAUUUUUUUAAGAUACGAUAUAAUUUUGUGCUUAUAUUGGACGGCUCAGAUAAGAUAAACAAGAUCAUAUACUGAUUAUAUGAUAUAUUGAAAUUGAAUU
Jatropha curcas is the source of this 806-nucleotide messenger RNA. The record is from RefSeq and is a predicted model, not a curated record. Lineage: Eukaryota; Viridiplantae; Streptophyta; Magnoliopsida; Malpighiales; Euphorbiaceae.